Molecule: messenger RNA, 1059 nt
Organism: Chanos chanos (milkfish)
Lineage: Eukaryota; Metazoa; Chordata; Actinopteri; Gonorynchiformes; Chanidae
Gene: rp2
Product: RP2 activator of ARL3 GTPase
Exons: 6
Coding region: 1-1059 (352 amino acids)
Biological process (GO): post-Golgi vesicle-mediated transport
Cellular component (GO): periciliary membrane compartment; cilium
Molecular function (GO): GTPase activator activity
Source: RefSeq, a predicted model, not a curated record
AUGGGGUGCUUCUUCUCCAAAAAAUCCAGGAGAAAAUCUCCCGACAAGGAACCCGCUAACGACCAGGAGGCACCGAAGCAAUACAGCUGGGACAAACGAGAAAAGGUCGAUCCCAAAGAUUUCAUGCUGACAGGCAUUAAAGAUGCCACAGUCGGUCGCCUUCCAGGUAAACUGAACGGCCAGCAGUUUGUCAUUCAGGAAUGUGAGAACUGCAACAUCUAUGUUUUCGACCAUUCUGCCGCCGUUACUAUAGACGACUGUGUAAACUGCCGCAUCUUUCUGGGUCCCGUGAAAGGCAGCGUGUUCUUCAGAGACUGCAAAGACAUCAAGUGCGUGGUGGCCUGCCAACAGUUUCGCACGCGAGACUGCAAGAAGAUGGAGAUAUUUCUGUGUUGUGCCACCCAACCUAUCAUUGAAUCCUCUACAGGGAUGAAGUUUGGUUGCUUCCAGUACUACUAUCCUGAACUGGCUUUUCAUUUCAAAGAUGCUGGACUGAGCAUCUUCAACAACAACUGGAGCAACAUUCAUGACUUCACUCCCGUCGCCGGGGAAAACAACUGGAGCCUAUUGCCAGAGGAUUCUGUAGUCCUGGAUCAUGUGCCCAUGCCAGACCCGGAAUCCGAAUUCAAAUCCGUCCGGAUCUCUACGGAAGCAUCUCGGAGCAUCGUUCCCUCGACCAAAGGCGGGAGACGCAAGGACAGUGAGGAGUCUUGCCUGUUUGUGUUCUUUGCUGGAGACUACACCACUGCCAACGCACGCAAACUCAUCGAUGAGGCAAGUGCUAAGGGCUUUGUCCUUAUCCAAACCAAAGAGGUCUCUAUGCGUCCUGAGGAUGUGAACAGAGUAUUCCAGAACAAUGCUGAAGGACUCCAUGAGUGGAUCAGUAAGGGUCCAGUUGUUGCUCUGGAGUUGAACGGGGAUGGUGUGGUUGAGGCUUGCAGGAACAUUGCUGAUGAAGUGUUUAAUGGAACUAAGGUGUUUGUUUCUGAAAGCAAGAAUACGUCCUCGCGAGAUGUUGACAACUUUUUCAACUUUGCCGACAUGCAGAUGGGAUUGUGA